Molecule: messenger RNA, 270 nt
Organism: Malassezia vespertilionis
Lineage: Eukaryota; Fungi; Basidiomycota; Malasseziomycetes; Malasseziales; Malasseziaceae
Exons: 2
Coding region: 1-270 (89 amino acids)
Source: RefSeq, a predicted model, not a curated record
AUGCAGUCGAGCAUCGCGCGCUGCCUGCGGAUCGAGCCGCUGCCGAAAGGGAUGCGGGCAAAUGCGGUGGUGCAGCGCCAGGCGAAGCAGCAUGCUGAACGUGCGGCGCCCAAGCCGCGCGCGCCGUCGGUGCUGGAGCGCCUCGCGUCGGGCCCGGCACCACUGCCAACGAAUCUGCGCCUCGUGCCGUUUGUGCCGCGCAAGGAGCGGUACUGGAAGGUACACAAAGACCAGCGUGAUAUCUUAAUGAAGGAGCUCAAGGAGACGUAA